AUGACUUUACUGCCCCCGACCCUCGCUCAGUCCACCCUGGGGGAGAAGUGCGCAGUAUAUAUAGACCACCUCAGCGACAUUUUCCCCGUUCACCUACAUUCCCUCCGCCAUCAACUGGACCCUAUUCUCACAUACCUGUCCAACACGCCCCUCGGUCCUCUCGCGAAAAAGCUGCCAUUUGCUCCCGACAACCAACUUCUCGCCCUCUUUGCAGCUGUUGUUGUCUGCCUGUUCACCGUCGUGAUGAGUUGGCGCAACCCCUUAAAAAUGCUACGCCGCUCGCCGAGCUACGCCCCCGCAUCAAACCCACAGGUUAGCGAUGGGGACUUCAGCUACAUCACACCUGCAGAUGUCGCGGGCCCAUCAAUAGAUGAUGCUGAGCCUGAUAUUAUUGCCCUCCGCCACCGUGGAACCAUCUACCCAUUGCACUUCCGCGCAUACGCGAUCGACGACGGUGUCCUGACCAUCGGAGACCUACGAGAGGCUGCUGCUAAGAGCACAGGAGCCGGCCACCCAGACUACGUGAGACUGCUGUACAAGGGCAAGCUACUCAAGAACAACGCGCAGACAUGCAAAGCUGAGGGGAUCAAGCAGCACUCUGAGGUGUUAUGCGUUGUAUCUGAAGUAGGCGCAGGCUCGAGCGAUGGCUCUGACGACAGCGGACAAAACAUUCCCGUGACUACAUCAGCGCCAGCACCACCGCCGCUCGCCCGCCCGACUAGUGCAGGAGAAGCAUCAUCCCCUCCCACACCCCCGAGUGGUAAUAGCAGGAGCUCGAGAAGAAAGAAACGCAAUGCCAAGAAGUCGCCUGUCGGCACAGCAUCACCGGGUCCGUCUCGGCCACCGCGGCCUACGUCGUCAGGCAAUUCAGGCGUCCCAGCCCCCCCGCCCAACAUCAAGUUGCUGCGUACGCCGCUGGAACAGGUCACUGCUUUGGCCGAAUGGUUCCAGUAUGAGAUGAAGCCGCUUUGUGAGGAAUACAUUGCGAACCCGCCUAGUGACCCGAAGAAGCGGGACUAUGAAAAUAAGAAACUGGGCGAGACGAUUCUCACACAAAUCAUGAUCAAGGCGGAUGGAAUCGAGCCAGAUGGCGAUGAGACGGCCCGCAAUGCACGCAAGGCCCUCAUCAAGGAUACGCAGGCGACUCUCAACAGGCUGGAUGCAGCUGCAAAGCUGUAA
Molecule: messenger RNA, 1179 nt
Organism: Penicillium vulpinum
Lineage: Eukaryota; Fungi; Ascomycota; Eurotiomycetes; Eurotiales; Aspergillaceae
Product: Ubiquitin supergroup
Exons: 1
Coding region: 1-1179 (392 amino acids)
Molecular function (GO): protein-folding chaperone binding
Source: RefSeq, a predicted model, not a curated record